Messenger RNA from Westerdykella ornata, 1581 nucleotides. RefSeq lists its product as uncharacterized. Gene Ontology annotation, molecular function: ATP binding; heat shock protein binding. Gene Ontology annotation, cellular component: cytoplasm. Bases 1 to 1581 code for a protein of 526 amino acids. NCBI's taxonomy places the organism in Eukaryota, Fungi, Ascomycota, Dothideomycetes, Pleosporales, Sporormiaceae. The record is from RefSeq and is a predicted model, not a curated record. Gene Ontology annotation, biological process: response to heat; protein refolding. The transcript is spliced from 2 exons.
AUGAGCUUCGUUGCUCCUGCAUUGCCUCUGAAAGCGGUUGCGCCUGCCCGCAUCGUCUCGGCUUCUCGACGGUGCCAGCGACGGUGUCUAUCAUCCAAGGCGCAGGCAAAUAGACCCUCUGUAGCAACCUGGAGACAUCAACACAAUGCUUCUCACCCAAGAUUCUUCCACGCAACAUCCCCCUGCCCGGCCAUGGCGGACCCAUAUGCCACCUUGGGUGUGAGCAAGAACGCGACUGCGGCAGAGAUCAAAAAGGCGUACUACGGCCUUGCGAAGAAGUACCACCCGGACACGAACAAAGACCCCGGCGCCAAAGACAAGUUCGCCGCCGCGCAAUCCGCAUAUGAGCUGCUUUCCGAUGCCGACAAGAGGAAGGCCUAUGACACCUAUGGCGGAGCAGCGUUUGACGCCAAUGGUGGCUUCAAUCCCAGUGCGGGUGCAGGGCCUGGCCCUGGCCCUGGCAUGGGCGGGCAUCCUUUUGGUGGCUUCGGCGGAUUCGGAGGUUUUGGAGGCGCCCAAGGUGGAUUUGGAGGUGGCUUUGCGCACGAUAUCAACCUGGAGGACCUGUUCAAUGCGUUUGGUGGAGGCGCAAGGAGAGGAAGAGGCAGGAGAAGCCCGUUUGAGGAGGAGGUCCUUGUCGGGGAGGAUAUUGAGGUGCAGACGAACAUCUCCUUCAUGGAUGCCGCCAAGGGCGUCAGCAAAGACAUAUACAUCACGCCCAUGGUGGAAUGCAAGACGUGCAGUGGUAGUGGUCUAAAGAAGGGGGCAAAACGAUCCGAGUGCAAGAGCUGUGGGGGAACCGGUACAAGAGUGACAUCAAUGGGCGGCUUCCACAUGUCUGCAACAUGCUCGUCGUGUGGUGGAUCUGGCAUGUCAAUACCCCGUGGGUCCUCUUGCGACACGUGCAAGGGUGACGGUGCAGUGAAGGAAAGGAAAACCGUCACUAUCGAUAUUCCAGGAGGAGUGGAGGAUGGCAUGCGGCUACGAGUUUCGGGCGAAGGUGAUGCGCCCCUAACAGGCCGGGCAAUAGGCGCCAACGUGAAGGGAGCGAAGGGAGAUCUUUUCGUCCUCAUCCGCGUUGCAUCGGAUCCGAAGUUCAAGAGAGCUGGAAGCGACAUCCUUCACACGGCCACGAUACCGCUGACCACGGCCGUUUUGGGCGGCGAGAUAAAGGUACCUACGCUCGAUGGGGAUGUCAUGGUCAAGGUGCCCAGCGGUUCGGGAACUGGUGACAAAGUCACCCUGUCUGGUAUGGGCAUGAAAGUGCUGAGCGGCAGGAGAAACGCAAAGGGCGAUCUGAAAGUCGAGUUCAAGGUGCAGAUGCCGAAGUAUCUGACCGCCAACCAGCGCACGAUCCUAGAGAUGCUCGCCGAUGAGAUGAACGACAAGUCUGCAAGGCGGAUCAUGAACCUGGACAAGCUGAAAGCGGAAGACUCGAAGCCAACAGAUGAGCACAAGAACGAGGGCUUCUUCCGUGCAGCUUGGCAUAACCUGACUGGAAAACACAACGGGUUGAAUAGGAAGGCCGACGAGGACAAGGAUUCCGAGGAGACGAAGAAGGAUGGCGAGUCCAAGAAAUAG